This is a messenger RNA of Onthophagus taurus, 1646 nucleotides long. Lineage: Eukaryota; Metazoa; Arthropoda; Insecta; Coleoptera; Scarabaeidae. The record is from RefSeq and is a predicted model, not a curated record.
UCAUUAUUAAUUUUAUUGUUAAAUUUAAUGAAUUAUUAAAAUUAAUUCGUUAAGAUUUGAAUCUGGCGCGUUAGUGUGUGGUAUAGGUGUUUUAUUUGCGUUCGGUACCGUUUAAAUCAUUAGUGUGGCCCUGUAGUAGUUAAAAUUCAACGCCUAAAAUGAACUCGAGACUACCGGCGUGCGUUAUCGACGUCGGAACCGGUUACACCAAAUUAGGGUUUGCGGCCAACAAGGAGCCCCAAUUUAUUAUUCCCUCAGCAAUUGGCAUCAAGGAAACCGCAAAAGUCGGUGACCAAUCCAGUAGGCGUCUUUGUAAAGGAGUUGAGGAUUUAGAUUUUUACAUCGGAGAUGAAGCUUUUGAUGCUACAGGAUAUUCAGUUAAAUAUCCUGUGAGACAUGGUUUAGUAGAAGAUUGGGACCUGAUGGAACGUUUUCUUGAACAAUGUAUAUUUAAAUAUUUGCGUGCCGAACCAGAGGAUCAUUAUUUCCUACUUACCGAACCACCUUUAAACACACCUGAAAAUCGCGAAUACACCGCUGAAAUCAUGUUUGAAUCCUUCAAUGUGCCUGGCUUGUAUAUUGCCGUUCAAGCAGUAUUAGCACUUGCCGCUAGUUGGGUUUCAAGGUCUUUAGAGGAUAGGACUUUAACCGGGAUCGUUAUUGAUAGUGGAGAUGGUGUUACUCACGUUAUUCCAGUAGCUGAAGGUUAUGUUAUUGGUAGUUGUAUCAAACACAUUCCAAUUGCGGGAAGAAACAUAACUUCGUUUAUCCAAUCGCUGUUACGAGAGCGUGAGAUUGGAAUUCCACCUGAACAAUCGUUAGAAACGGCGAAAGCGAUUAAAGAACGAUAUUGUUAUAUUUGUCCUGAUAUCGCGAAAGAAUUUGCGAAAUUCGAUGCCGACCCGGCGAAAUGUAUAAAACGGUACGAAGGUAUCAAUUCAGUGACGAAACAACCGUUUGGGGUUGAUGUGGGUUACGAGAGGUUUUUGGGUCCUGAAAUUUUCUUCCAUCCCGAGUUUUCAAACCCGGAUUUUACAAUUCCGUUAUCAGAAAUUGUUGAUGAUGUAAUUCAAAAUUGUCCAAUUGAUGUUCGCAGGCCUUUAUAUAAUAACAUUGUGUUGUCUGGUGGUUCGACAAUGUUUAAAGAUUUUGACAGGAGAUUGCAAAGGGAUUUGAAACGAACUGUUGAUGCCAGACUUAAACUUAGCGAGAGUUUAGGGGGUGGACGAAUUAAACCUAAACCUAUUAACGUAAAUGUCGUUACACAUCAUAUGCAGAGAUACGCCGUGUGGUUUGGAGGAAGUAUGUUAGCAUCAACGCCUGAAUUUUAUCAAGUUUGUCAUACGAAGGCGGCGUAUGAGGAGUAUGGACCUAGUAUUUGCAGACACAAUCCUGUGUUUGGCACGAUGACAUAAUUCCAAGAAUUUAAUUUAUGAAUAUUUUUUACCAUCAUUUUUUAUUUCGUAUUUUGAAAGUAAUAAAAAAUUUAUUAACGUAUUUUAAUCCAGGAUGAUAGAGCAAUUUCUAAAAUUAUCCAACUUUAAGGUGAUUAAUUGCAUUUUAUUAAUUAAUUAAAUAGCGGUCGAGUUCUUGUGUACAUAUAAAUGAAAAUUAAAAAAAAAUAAAAACGUGUUCCAUUUAUAAAA